This is a messenger RNA of Trichoplusia ni (cabbage looper), 604 nucleotides long. RefSeq names its product transcription elongation factor 1 homolog. The coding region runs from base 113 to 361 and encodes 82 amino acids. The transcript has 3 exons. Gene Ontology annotation, molecular function: RNA polymerase II complex binding. Gene Ontology annotation, cellular component: transcription elongation factor complex. Gene Ontology annotation, biological process: transcription elongation by RNA polymerase II. NCBI's taxonomy places the organism in Eukaryota, Metazoa, Arthropoda, Insecta, Lepidoptera, Noctuidae. The record is from RefSeq and is a predicted model, not a curated record.
CCGUCAUCGUUGUCAUUCUGUGAAUUCUGUCAAAUUUGACGUGUUUUCAUGUUUUGGGUUGGAUUAUUUUAUCAACAAAAUAUAAAUUAAACUCUACCAUUAGACGACAAGCAUGGGUCGCCGAAAGUCAAAACGAAAGCCGCCACCAAAGCGAAAAGCUAUCGAACCCCUAGAUCAACAAUUCAACUGCCCAUUUUGUAAUCAUGAAAAAUCAUGCGAGGUAAAAAUGGAUCGAGCACGAAAUACGGCUCGGAUACAGUGUAGGGUUUGUUUAGAAGACUUCCAGACCACAACAAACGUGUUAUCCGAGCCGAUCGACGUAUACAAUGACUGGGUUGAUGCUUGUGAAAGUGCCAAUUAGUAUAAUAUGGCCAUUAGUAACUUUAAGUUUUAAUAAAUAUAUAUUAAUCUCAACUGCUACGUCUUAGUCUACUGUAGAUGCAUUUUCAAGAUUAAGUUGUUAAUUUAUGUGGGAUUAUCCCUUAAUUGUGAUUUGUGUCUUAAAGAUAUGUAUACUACUACCUUGUAUUGUGAUUCUACCUUAUGAUGAGAAUGUGGAUUUAAUGUAACACAAAGGGUAUUGAAAUAAAUUCUGAAGAUUUAA